Molecule: messenger RNA, 6495 nt
Organism: Diutina rugosa
Lineage: Eukaryota; Fungi; Ascomycota; Pichiomycetes; Serinales; Debaryomycetaceae
Gene: POL2
Product: DNA polymerase epsilon catalytic subunit
Exons: 1
Coding region: 1-6495 (2164 amino acids)
Biological process (GO): DNA replication; DNA replication proofreading; base-excision repair, gap-filling
Cellular component (GO): nucleus; epsilon DNA polymerase complex
Molecular function (GO): DNA binding; zinc ion binding; DNA-directed DNA polymerase activity
Source: RefSeq, a predicted model, not a curated record
AUGCUGAGGUCGGGUCAGCAGAAAGCCAGAAAUGGCGCCUCACACAGAGGGGCUACCGCCAGAUUUGUCAAGAAUUCCAAAACCACUACGUCAGCUUUCAGAGGUGACUUCACGGGGGCAGUGGGGAUCGAAAACAAGUUGGACCUCGUCCGCAAAGUCGAUGCCAUCGACACCACCAUGGGGUUCGACCGCCUAGAGCACCUGGACGAGCCGAAAAAGGGGUGGUUGGUCAACAUGCAUCCGACUACACUCCCCAAUGACCUGUACGCUGGUGGCUUGGCCGGGGUAGACUACUAUUUUCUCGAUGAGGAAGGUGGCCUGUUCAAAGUGACUGUUAACUAUGAUCCCUAUUUCUUUGUGGUGACAACACCGGGACAUGAGUCGGAGGUGGAAGAAUGGCUUCGGAAGCAGCUUGAAGAGUUCAACCUCAAACUGCUUGAAAGAACAGUCAAGGAAGACUUGUCUCUCCCUAAUCACCUUGUGGGGCUCAAACAGACAUUGCUCAAACUCAAAUUCCAUAACAUAUCCGAUCUUUUGGCAGCUCGUCGAGUUAUCAUGCCGGUGGUGAAGGAAAACCUUCUUCAACAAGACACCAAGACCAUGUACGAUUUUGGCAAUGGCGAUGCCACUCGCCUGAGUGAUCCGCUGGCAUACAUCACUGACAUUCGUGAGUACGACGUUCCUUAUCAUGUGCGGGUACUGAUUGAUUGUGGCAUUCACGUGGGGAAGUGGUAUAACGUGUAUGCCCAUCAAGGUCACAUUCGUCUCGAAGAAGAUAAAGAAACACUUGCAUUUGCCGACCCCGUGGUCUUAGCAUUCGAUAUUGAAACUACAAAGGCACCGCUUAAAUUCCCUGACCUGAAAAUUGAUCAGGUAAUGAUGAUAUCAUAUAUGAUCGACGGUGAGGGGUUUCUCAUCACUAAUCGUGAGGUUAUCAGUGAAGACAUUGAAGACUUCGAAUAUACCCCGAAACCGGAAUACCCUGGUAACUUUGUCAUCUUCAAUGAGGCUAAUGAAAAGGCGGUCCUUGAACGGUUUUUCGAACACAUUCGUGACGUACGCCCCACCGUCAUUGCUACCUUUAACGGUGACUUCUUCGAUUGGCCUUUUGUGGAUGCUCGUGCCAAGUAUCACGAUUUAGACAUGUUUGCCGAAAUUGGGUUCGCAAUUGACAAUGAAGGCGAAUAUAAACUGUCAUAUUGUGUCCACAUGGAUUGUUACCGGUGGGUGAAACGUGACUCGUAUUUGCCCCAGGGUUCGCAAGGUUUGAAAGCUGUGACUACAGCAAAAUUGGGCUACAACCCGACUGAGCUUGACCCUGAAUUGAUGACUCCUUACGCUUAUGACCACCCCCAACUAUUAGCCGAAUACUCCGUGUCCGAUGCCGUGGCCACGUUCUACUUAUAUUCGAAGUAUGUGCACCCAUUUAUCUUCUCGUUGUGUACUAUCUUGCCGCUUAACCCGGAUGAAGUGCUUCGUAAAGGUACCGGUACCCUUUGCGAAAUGUUGUUGAGUGUUAAGGCCUACGAGAAAAACAUUGUAUUACCUAAUAAGCACGCUGACCCCGUUGAACGUUUUUUUGAAGGUCACUUAAUUGAGCUGGAAACCUACGUUGGUGGCCACGUCGAAUCCCUCGAAGCCGGGGUGUUUCGGCAUGACAUCCCGUGUAAGUUCAAUAUCGAUCCUCUGGCAUGCGACGAAGUCAUCGGCGAUUUGCAUAAUUCCAUCAAGUUUUGCAUUGAAGUUGAAAACGGGAAGAAGGUCGAAGAUGUCACCAACUAUGAUGAUGUCUACAACCAAAUCAGGCUGGCGUUGGAAGGCUUGAAGAAUGAGCCUACCCGUGAGGAAAACCCCCUUAUUUAUCACGUCGAUGUGGCAUCGAUGUACCCCAAUAUUAUGACGCUGAACAGACUCCAGCCCGAUUCGCUUAAGCUGGAGAAAGAUUGUGCUACCUGUGAUUUUAAUCGCCCUGGUAAAACCUGUGACCGGCGUCUUCCUUGGCUGUGGAGAGGUGAAUACUACCCCGCCGAGAUGAACGAAUACAAUAUGAUCAAGCGGACGUUGCAGAAUGAACAGUUCCCUCCCUUGCGCCCCCAUUUACCACCGAGAAGAUUCGAAGAUUUAUCAUACCCUGAACAAGCGCUGGCAAUCAAGAAACGUGUCAGUGACUAUUCGCGGAAGGUGUACAACCGUAUCAAGCAGACCAAGGUUGUCACUAGAGAAGCCCUUAUUUGCCAACGUGAGAACCCUUUUUAUGUUGACACGGUACGACUGUUCAGAGACCGUCGUUACGAUUUCAAAGGUCUCACGAAGGUAUGGAAGGGUAAACUUUCUCAGAGAAGUGAUCCCAUCGAAAAGGAUGAAGCCAAAAAAAUGAUUGUGUUAUACGACUCGCUUCAAUUGGCACACAAAGUUAUUUUGAAUUCGUUCUAUGGGUAUGUGAUGAGAAAAGGGCUGAGAUGGUACCUGAUGGAGAUGGCAGGGGUAACCUGCUUAACUGGUGCGCACAUCAUUCAAAUGGCCAGAAAGCUCGUGGAACGCUUAGGGCGCCCUCUUGAACUCGACACUGAUGGUAUUUGGUGUAUCUUGCCCAAGCUGUUUCCGGAAAACUUCAAGCUUAACCUUUCUAAUGGCAAACUGAUUACUCUUGAGUUCCCCUGUCUGAUGCUUAAUUACUUGGUGCACCAAAAGUUCACUAAUCAUCAGUAUCAAACCCUCGUUGAUCCCCAAAAGUUUCUCUACGAGACUCACUCAGAUAACUCGAUUUUCUUCGAAGUGGAUGGUCCUUACAGGGCCAUGAUUUUGCCCACUUCCAAGGAAGAAGGCAAAGGUCUCAAAAAGAGGUACGCUGUAUUCAAUAUGGAUCGACUGCUUGCUGAAUUGAAAGGGUUUGAACUUAAGCGGAGAGGGGAGUUGCGACUCAUUAAAAAUUUCCAGCUGGACAUUUUCAAGCUUUUCUUGGAGGGUGAGACAUUGGAAACUUGUUACGCAGCGGUUGCUUCAGUGGCUAACAACUGGUUGGAUGUCCUCGAUACUAAAGGUGGUAUGUUGGAAGACGAAGAUCUUAUUGAACUUAUUUGUGAAAACAGACUGAUGUCUAAGCCUCUCCGUGAGUACGGCAAUCAAAAGCUGACCUCGAUUACCACUGCUAAACGGUUAGGAGAAUUCUUGGGAGAAGAAAUGGUACAAGAUGCUGGUCUCGCAACCAAAUACAUUAUUAGUGCUAAACCAUUGGGCACGCCAGUGACAGAGCGCGCCAUUCCUGUGGCCAUUUUCUCUCUGGACAAAAAGCAGUUGUAUUUGCGGAAAUGGCUUCGCGACCCUCUGCUUACUCAAUUUGGCCCCCGUGACGUGAUCGAUUGGGACUAUUAUCGGGAACGGUUAGCUCUGGUAAUACAGAAGAUUAUCACCAUCCCUGCCGCGCUUCAAGGAGUCGACAACCCCGUGCCGCGUGUGGCCCACCCUGACUGGUUGCAAAGACGCAUUGCUCAACGUGAUGAUUCAAAGCAACAGCUGCUGAUUCUGGACUUCUUCGGCAAACAACUGAAAGAACAAGCAAAUAUCAAGGAUAUUGAGGACUUUGGUAAAGAAGAUGCGGCGCCCAAGGUUUCAGUUAAAGUCACUAGUCGCAAACGGAAACAAGUGGAAGCUGCCGCCGUUGCUGAAGCUGAUGAGGAGGUUCUUAAGGGUUCAUGUCCUGACCCCACAGUGGAUUACGCUCAAUUUUUGGUAUACGAGAAGGCCAAAUGGCGGGCUCAGUCCGGAGCACGAGACCGUCGUAACCGUCUUUUUGGUCCUAGUUCGGAGCUGGUGACUAGACUGACGGUGGGUGACAUUUUUCGUCGUCAAGCCGAACUGAUAGUUGGUAACAACUGGGAAAUCUUAGAGUUUAAGCGUGAUCCCCAGGUACCAGGAGCGGUGAAGGCAUUUGUGGUGGCUCUGGGUAAGAUCCACGGGUUCACCUUUCACAUUCCCAGGCAACUUUACGCUUCUUAUAAGAUGGAUUUGCCGCAAAGACGGAUUGAUGCCGUGCAGGGAGAUAUGGAGCCGCUGGCGGCGAUGCUUCCUCACGGUGGCAAUUUGGAUCACCACUUAUACAAGCUUGUCACUCUGGAAUUGAACUAUCAGGAUCUCAAACGUGAUGGUAACUCGGUGCUCAAUGAUCAAACACUUUUGGGAAUAUAUGAGCUGCAUGUCACCCCUGUGCAAAGAGCAGUCAUGGAUUUGGGUAAUACCGUGGUUUUCGAUGAAACCCGUGUGGGUGCUCUCGGUCGAGCCAUGAAACAAGGUUUCAAUCAGAAACUGUUACGUCCUGUGGAGCUGGAUAAUUAUCUCCAACGUUUCUCGCCGGACAUUACAUUUGUGCUCCAUCUUGUGGUCAAUCUGUACCACUUCUUCUGCGUGUUCAAGCUGUGGGAGCCUGAAGCUGACGUAUUGGUACUCAAGCCUCUGGCUCUGGCUCAGGAAUUGACGGUGAAGCUUGACAGAGUUUACGCUGAAAUCCGGGAAGCUAAGUCUCCUCAACUCGCUGCUUACGAUCGAGUCAUUGAUUUCCCCAAAGACAUGAAGUUCACUACUCAGUACUACUCGAACUCCGCCAAACUUUACAAGAAGCUUGGUAAGCUCGUUGCGCAAAUUUCCGAAGGUCGUCCGCUGAAACCAUUAUUUGCCGUUCAGCUGCCUCAACCGUUAGAUUUAAUGAGACAGGUGUCGGCUCUUAAUGAUCUGCCUUGUGUGCAAAUGACGACCCGUGAACUUAGUGUGGGGGCUGUGGGAUGGCACUCGCUCAUUGCGAAGCGUAUCGUUAAUCACUACUUGCUUCUUGCUCUGUGGCUUGCCAACUUGACCAAGCUCUGUCGCUAUGCUCGUGUCCCCUUGUGUAACGUCCACAUGGAAAAUCUUGGUUACCUUGUUGAUGUCGAUUAUUGUCGUCGUCUCAAAUCCCAGAACAUGGUGUUGUGGUGGCUGCCUGGUCCUCUUCCUGAUCUUGGUGGUCAGGAAAACGAUACCGGCGGCGAAGCGGACGAUAAAUUCGCACUGUUCCCCGAAAUCAAUACUCCUGAAGUGUACCAAACUGCUUGUCUCGAGAUCGAAAUUGGUACUCUCACCAUUAAUGCCAUUCUUGCUAGUGCAUUAAUCGCCGACGCUGAAGGGGUUGAAGUGAGCAAUCAGGAUGGCGCUAGCGCUUCAUAUACUCAAUCGUUGGCCACUCUUCGCAAUAUGGUCAAAGAACUUUGGGAUAACGCCCUUCAAGGUGAUGCCAGUGCCGAUAGUAUCAUGAAUGCGCUUGUGCUGUGGGUGCAACUGCCUCAACUGUACAUGUACGACUCUGCCCUCCACUACCACGUUCACAAUUUAACUUCGAAGUGUUUGCUUCAGCUUGCGGCUGAGUUCAAGCGGAUGCAAUGUCAAGUGGUGUUUGCCAAUCGAAACCGUCUCGUUGUUUCCACUACAAAAGUGCUUGUGGAAAACUCAUUUGCUUUUGGCCAGUACAUGACUAAAUUGAUUCAGCUGCGACCCAUGUUUCACUUCUUGGAACUUGCCGUGACCAAGUAUUGGGAUGUAUUGGUGUGGAUGGAUCAGUAUAAUUUCUGUGGGCGUUACACUAAAGAAAUAGUGCUGGAAGAUCAUCAACCAUUGGAAGUAGUCUCGGCGUGGGGCAUCCAUGAAUACUUGCCUAAAAUUUAUAGAGACGAAUUCGUUGAUUGGACAAUUAUCUUUUUGGACGCGUUGGUGAAGCAAAAGCAUACAGAAAUUGCCACUUCUCAAAACCGAGUCACUCAAAUUGGGCAUCGUACUAAACCCAAAGAAGAUGACGAGGAAGAAGACCCCCAAAAUGGGGUGAUGGAAACCUUCCGCAAACCGUUGGAGAAACGUAUCAAGAAGUUAUACAAACAACAAACGGAUAAUAUCCUUAAUCCUGAAUUUGCUUCCGAGUACAAAUUUCCUCAUUUGCCUGGGUCUCAUCUUACGCUCACCAACCCUACGCUUGAGCUUGUGAACUAUUUGAUGGCGGUAUUUGGUCUUUCCAAAAAGCGGGAGUUGGAAGUCAGGUUAGUCCGCAAAGAUUUGCUUCACGUUUUCGGCGUUAAAGAAUUCUCAAAGCAAGCCGAGUUUGUAUACCCGAGUGCGCUGUUGGUGGUGGGACACUUCAUUUGUGACUACUGCAACUUUAUCCGUGACAUCGACGUAUGUCGUGAGCCCGAGGAACGGGUUUGGUCAUGCAGCCGGUGUUCGAAGCCUUACAAUCGGGUGGCGUUAGAAGAACGUUUGAUUGCUCACUUGCAAAAGUUGAUUAUUCAAUUCUACCAACAAGACUACAAGUGCGAUAAGUGCAAGCUGAUUCGCCGAACCAACUUGAGCCUCCAUUGCAAGUGUCUGGGCAAUUGGGUGGAAACGUUUUCUUACGACGAUUUGCAAAAGCGAAUUCUGGUGAUGGCGAAUGUGGGUAACUUCUACAAGUUGAAGAUCUUAGAGGAAGCCGUGGAACUGUAA